AUGGAAUCCUCUGCAACUCUAUCUCUUUCUCAGCUUGCUUAUGUGUACCCUGCAACACCCAGAAGCAACAAAGCUUAUCCCUUUUGGCCUUGCAAGCGAAGAAGCUCACAGCCAACACGCUUACACUGCAACAAGAUGUAUGUACCAGGAUUCGGAGAAGCAUCACCGGAAGCGAAGGCGGCUAAAAACCUCCACAACUUCUUCACCUAUGUUGCAGUGAAGAUUGUUGCUGCUCAACUUGAGAGCUACAAUCCUGAAGCAUAUGAGGAGCUGAUUGAAUUUCUUGGUAGACACUCGUUGAAUGAUGGUGACAAGUUCUGUGCCAGCAUGUUCAGAGAAUCAUCAAGACAUAAGAACUUAGCCCUACGCAUAAUGGAGGUGAGAUCAGCAUACUGCAAAAAUGAUUUUGAAUGGGACAACUUGAAGCGCCUAGCUUUCAAGAUGGUCACAGAAUCUAACACGAGGCUCAUGACGGAAUAUGUUUUAGAAACCAGUCAUGUUGAAAGCGAGAAGUGA
Molecule: messenger RNA, 516 nt
Organism: Sphenostylis stenocarpa
Lineage: Eukaryota; Viridiplantae; Streptophyta; Magnoliopsida; Fabales; Fabaceae
Source: the annotation of a GenBank genome assembly